AAAAAUCUCUCCGGCGAUGGAGGGCAUAGUUCAUUCUGGAAUGGAAAUAGAAGCAUUGCCGGUAACGCCCUUCAAAGUCCUUCACAUUUGUCGUGGCGCGUUUGUGAGUGUUGGAUGCCCGCAGAUCAACGGCGCAUGACGGGCGGGCAAUUCAUGCAAGCAGAGACUUAGAGGGGAUUGGAAUUCUUUCCUUCAUUCAUUUUCCAUCUGUACUGGUUGGGCGGCGGCGGCGCCAUAGCCAUUCCGACCCUAGGGCAGCGCUCCGGCACGGGAAUGGCGCUUUGCCCGGAGUAGUCGCCGGCGGCAUGGCGCUGCGGCGCCAUAGCUAGGGCUUGAGGUAGGGUAUGGCGCUUGAGGAGACUGUCGAAAUCUUGUCUCGCUUUCGCCGCCCUGGAGCCGUCUGUGGAAGCGCUUCGGUCGUCGGUGGCCAAGUCGCCACUGGCGAUUGAUGAGGCUGCUUGGAGGAGUAGCGCCGCCAGUCCGAGCAACGCAGGUACCAGUAGGGGUAGUGGGAGCCGAAUGGGUAGCACUGAGGAGUCGGAGCGCAAGCGAAGGCAUUCCAACAAUCACACGUCUCUCUCGCCACCGCCAAAGAAGCAGCAGCCCAUGGCUCCAGUUUUAGAGGAGAGAAAGGCGGACCCGGGAAUGCUUCAGUACCAAAACCAGCAACUCGCUCAGAAGCUUGACGCUCAAAGAAGUGAGAUACACGCUCUGGAGGAUAAGUUCAACCAGCUUAAAUCAAAACAAACUUCUUUUGAUGAGACGCUUAUUUCGGUGAAUAGGUGCUGGAAGGAGCUAGUGGAUGACUUGGAGCUACUAGCCGUAAAUGCUCAUCCUGAUGGUACUACCGAGCUACCGGUGCUGGAGGUAGCGCCGCCAGUGUCAAGUGUUGCAGAUAAGCCGGAUACAUCGUCCGUAAUUCCGGAGGAAACUUUUUUACAGCGCUUAGUUCGCUCCUCAGCAUCUACGGAAGGUGACACCCUCGAUGCGGCUUUAAACAGUAGAAGGGCCUCCACUGUGAAAACGAUGAGCUACAUAGUGCAGGUUAUUCAAUCCCAACGCGCUAAGCAUGACGAGCUCACCUCCAUGUUAAAGAAUCAACUAUCUUCUGAUGUUGCUGGAAAGGCCCUUCAAAAGGCUCAUGAUGAUUUGCUGGUUGAAACUCAAAGUUUGAGAACAGCGAUGGAAGCACUCCAUCUCAAGCAUAAAGAAAUUAGCUCUGCAAUGACGGCUAUGGAGGAUUCCCGCUUGAAGGAUCGAGCUGAAAUAGGAAGAUUAACUGGUGAGCUGGAAGAUACACUAGCAGAACUGGACACGAGUAGGCGAAAGCUCGCUGCUGCUUUAAGGAAUCAGAAAGAUUUGCCACCAGGGCCGCCAACACCUGGUGCUGUGACAAAAGAACCAGGGGAAAAGGGUGGAGUGUAUAAGACGUCGAAAGAUAUUAGAGAUCUUGAAGAGCUUUUAGAAAGAACUAAGGCUUUAUCGGAGUGCCGGCUCGUUGAUCUUCAAGAGGCACAUCAAAAGAAUCUCAACCUGGCAGAGCAACUACGCCGAUUACAGGAUUCUCAUAUUGACGAGCAACGGGUUAUAUCGUCGAGGCCCUACCUCCUACUCCAAGAUCAGUUGAAGUUCUUCAAGGCGGAACUCGACCGAUGCCAAGCAAAUGCGGAACGGUUUCAGGCUGAGCGUGAUAGUGCAUUACGACACGAGAAAGAAGUGAGCCUGAAAGCUGAAGCUGGAGAAGCUGCCCGGAGGGACGUAGCUGUUGCGGAAUCGAGGAUCACAGCUUUGGAGGCGAAGUUACAACAAUGUAUGGCCGAUAGAGAUGAUUUACAGCUAAGAGUCGAAGAAUUAAAUCAGCUUUCUGGAAGAAAGGACACUGUUGCGGAGCUCAAGCUAAUGAUAAGUACACUUCACAAGGAGAUGGGGAUGAUGCAACUGCAGCUUAACAAAUACAAAGAUGCUGCCCAUGAAGUGUGCAGUCUUCGAGCAGACUCCCAUUCUAUGGCAGCGGUUCUUGAAAGAAAGAAAUUCGAGUUUAAAAAUCUUUCGAAGAAGCUAGCAGAUCAGGCUAUUGAGGCAGACGUGUUCAAAGAAGAGAUUCGCGUUCUCAAAGAAAGCGAGCAGGAGUUGAAGCUUAUACUAGAUAUGUAUGAAAAGGAGUCAAUAGAAAGCAGGGAUAUUCUAGAAAUACAGCAAUCAGAAUGUAGAGCUCGAGCCCAAAUACAACGUUUACAGGAGGCCUUGGAUGAACACAGCCUUGAACUUCGCGUAAAGACAGCGAAUGAGGCGGAGGCCGCCUGCCAGCAAAGACUUGCGGCAGCUGAAGCAGAAAUUGCUGAACUUCGCGAACGCUUGGAUGUUUCUGACAGAGAUAAGAUGGAGCUGCUAGAAACUAUUAAGGCAAAAAGUGAAGAAGGAGAUGCUUACAUAUCUGAAAUCGAGACUAUCGGGCAAGCAUAUGAAGACAUGCAGACUCAAAACCAAAGGCUUUUGCAGCAGAUAUCCGAAAGGGAUGAUUACAAUACAAAGCUUGUGGCGGAAAGCUUGAAAGCAAAACAGUUGCAGACCUCUCUUGUUGCUGAGAAACAGUCGAUAUCUGGGAAGAUGCAGCUUGCAACGUCUGCAGCCGACUUGCAAAAGCAAAGGGCUGCUCGUUUCGAAGAGCAGGUUCGUCUACAACUGGACCAGCUUACCAAGGCAGCUGAUGAGACUCGGCACAGUAAUUCAGCUGUGGAGGUCGCUCGGCGCAAAUUGGCGGAGGCAGAGAGGGAGGUCCAAUCGUUAAGAUCCGCUUUGGAAGUUUCUGACAAAGAGCUCCGAGAACGUGGAGAAAAGACGAACGAUGUCCUGGUAGUACUGGAGAACGAAAGGUUUGAGAAGAAGCAACUUGAGAAUGAACUGACCGUACUGAAAACCAAGCAUACCACUGCUCAAGAGAACGCACUGGUGGAGAAGCUGCAGGAAGAAGUAAACAAAUACAGGACGCUACUAAAGUGUAGCGUUUGCCACGACCGACAGAAAGAGGUGGCGAUUACGAAGUGCCUCCAUCUAUUCUGCAACCCGUGUAUUCAGAGGAAUCUGGAAAUAAGGCAUAGGAAAUGCCCGGGUUGCGGAGUAGGAUUUGGCGCGGGUGACGUUCGGCACGUCUACCUAUAAAAGCAUCGAUUCCUUCGUGUAGAUCUAUCUAGCUAUGCUACUGCUUUGGUGCUCGAGGUAACUUCCUUUGUUGCUGGAGGAGAUUUUGGGUUGUUACUGACUUGAAUAUAAGUUUCUGUGAAUAGUUUUUCUUUUCCAUACAA
Molecule: messenger RNA, 3302 nt
Organism: Selaginella moellendorffii
Lineage: Eukaryota; Viridiplantae; Streptophyta; Lycopodiopsida; Selaginellales; Selaginellaceae
Product: E3 ubiquitin-protein ligase BRE1-like 2
Exons: 19
Coding region: 520-3159 (879 amino acids)
Cellular component (GO): HULC complex; nucleus
Molecular function (GO): ubiquitin protein ligase activity; metal ion binding
Source: RefSeq, a predicted model, not a curated record